Messenger RNA from Lycium barbarum (goji berry), 2067 nucleotides. RefSeq lists its product as uncharacterized. The record is from RefSeq and is a predicted model, not a curated record. Lineage: Eukaryota; Viridiplantae; Streptophyta; Magnoliopsida; Solanales; Solanaceae. The transcript is spliced from 14 exons. The coding region runs from base 1 to 2067 and encodes 688 amino acids.
AUGGUUAAAACCGAAAGCCGAAUCCCAAGAAUGUUUAACUGGAGAACAGUGAACCCAAAGCCAUCUGUUAACUACUUGAUGUUGGGCAUGUUUAAGGACGGUGAGGAGAAUAGUUGUAAAUUCAACAACAUUGUUCCGACCAUAUCAGAGGUUGAGAAGUUUGGUCUGCGUGCAUACUUGGUCAACAGACGUGCACCACCACCCCAAACACACCAAGAAGAGGAAAAUGAAUAUGCAAAUUUUACCACAACACCUCCCCAUAUUGCCGCUGCCAAGAAAACUCAAAAGAACGAUGCUUCAAAAUCUCCACCGCACAAGAAGCCCAGGAAGAUGUCGACGGCAGCAUUGCUUGUUGAGAAGUCACCAACCACAAUCCCAAAAAAACAUAAAACCAGCAAAUCAGUUGACCUCACAAGUUUGAGGCAGGAACUUAAUCAAUUUAAGCAGGAAGUGCUUGCUGAAUUCAAGGUUGUUUUUCCUGAGCUCAAGGAUCUUCGCAAAACUAUUGAUAAAAAUUUCAAAAAGGUUUUGAAACAUGUCAAAGGGAAACAAAACUCAGAAAAGGAUGAUGACAGUGAAACUCAUGUUCCUUUACAUGAUGGCAACUUACAUCAACAAGCUGAUGAUUACAUGGACCAUGGUGACGAUAUUCACAUGGAGACUGAUACGGGUGAUGUGCACCCAACAGAGGAGAAGAGUCUUGCACCGGAUAUUCAAGUCGGUAUUAGCACUGAUAGCGGCGAUACGCUGAAAGCUUCAACCGAAGAGAUUGCGGAAGGAGGUGAUCAUUCAGGAGAACCGAAGACUUCGGUUGAACGUCCGGAAAAGGGUAUUGCACCGGUUAUUCAAGUUGAUAUUGGCAAUGAGAGCGGCGAUACAAUGGAAGCUUCAACCGAAGAGAUUGCCGAAGGAGGUGAUAUUUCAGGAGAACCGAAGACUUCGGUUGAACGUUCGGGGAAACAUACUAUGGAAAAGCAAAAAUGUUCUGAUGAUUCAAAUAAUUCCGAGAUGAUCGCACAGGUGCUAGCAAAUAUAGCAGAAUCAGAAAUGACUGACGAACAAGUUCACACAGAAAAAACCGAGGAAAACACCAGCUCAACUGUCUUAGAGGAACCCCAGACAACAUGUAGUAGUUCGGGCAAGAAUCAUGGACAUGGGUUUGAUAAAAAAUAUCCAUUCCAGAUAGAUCCCAUUACUGGUCCACUUGAUGUACAGAUUGUGAAUGAAUACCGUACUUGGCUCCGAAACGGUCUGCUUGUGAGGCACGAUAGCAAAAAGAACUACGAAGACCAUUACAAAAAGAAAAUGGCAGUUUUUGACAAUGGAGUUAAAUUCAAUUUUGGCAUCACAACUGUCAAUGAUAAGAACUGGUUUUACCUAGAGCACAUUGACGUCAUUUUCUAUUACUUUCGGAAGAAAGGAAAGUAUGAUAAAAGGAACAAUUUCAGCUUCACCACUGUUGACUUCCUAUUCAAGCAUAAAAUUGAUGUGGUCCACCAUGCAUAUCACAAUGUUGAAACACAGACAAAUGUGGCAAAUGAAGAGAAAGUAUUGAUUGAGUAUGUUAAAGCCACAGGCUUAUUGCCAAUGUCCCGUGGCAUACCGUUGACAAUGCGUCUGUAUGUUUACAACUCGUAUCGAUCAGCCGGGCACAAUGCAGUUGUUGGGAAUGAAAUAAAAAAUCUUGCAACACUGAUGCCACAUUUCCUACAUUUGGAUGGAUUCUAUGUAAAUCAAAAAAGCAUAGAUUUGGUGAAAGACCCAGCAUAUGCGGAUAAGGGACAAAUUGAUAUCUUUGAAGUUGUCUAUGUUGAUAAUCUGCCGCAACAAACUGCUGGUAGCACGGACUGUGGUGUUUUUGCGGCAACGUAUGCUGAGUAUUUGACAUCAGGUGAAAGGAUUCCAGAUGUCAUUGAUGCACACAUGCAGCGUAUGAAAUAUGGUGCACUAUUGUGGGACUACGCUGAAGGCAAGGUUGUUGACAAUGCAGAGAGUGAUAAUGAAGUUCCACCAAGACCGAUUAGGCCAGCAAUCGAUUACGACACUGUAGAUGCAAUUGAUGUUUGA